AGUCGUUUUCAAAUUCCACCGCGAACAAGAGCGAACAAGUUUCAUCAUCCGUUUUUUCUUGUAAAAUGGCUGAAAAAAAAGGAAAUAAACAAAAAAGCUCUUCUACAAAGAAAGGGAAGCGAAAAGGUUUAAAGAACGAUGGCGUAAGUUUUAUGCGGGAGGUGUUUCUUUAAAAAUAAGAAAGUUGUUUUAUUAUCGCCCUGUUGAUAAAUAACCAGUUGAUUGAUAUUGCUUGUCUGAUUUUCGUGAUCAACUUCCAAACAGAUGACUAUUGCAACAGCAGUAACUCCUUCGGUAGCUAUUACUGCUUCUCCAAGAAGUUCUCCUGUUCCAAAACAGGAUGUAUCAACAACAAUGAAUUCGGGCCUUGCUUCUACAGUAUUAAAUUCGUCAAUAAUGCACAGGUUUUUCUCCCCUCCCGAUCAUGAUAUAGAAAUUCAUACGGAUACAGAUACAACUUUAUACGAUUACGCCAACGCACGAAGUCCAUCACCGUAUGUGAAGUUAAUUUGCUUAGUUUCCUAUCUUUAAAACCAACUUAAAUAGGCUUUCUUUGCUUAAUCUCGAUAUUGUGUUUAUUCUCUUUCUUGUGUUAGUUCAACAUAGCGCUUUUAUGUAUUUCUGCAUUCAGAAUAGAAUCACCUAAUAUUUUCUAAUCUGUUAUUAACGCCUUUAAGCACACUCUUGGCAAAUAUCUCUUACCGAAAGCUGCAUUCGUCGGUUUACCCUAUCACUAUCCUCUGCCUGAAAACAAUAUUCAAGCUGUUGCCUUUUCAUCAGCACGAAUUGUUACAGAACUUAUAGGACCAACUACAAAUUCUUAUUCAAAUGUAGAUAAUAUAAAUGAUCCCUGGUAAGCCUAACAAUCAUCUUAAGUAUUUAAGAUUCAAACUCGUGACACAUCCAGAUUUAUCUCUUAAUUUUUCUAUUUUUCUGAUCAGAUUAUUUGUGUAGUAAUAAUUAUUACUGUUUCAUUUUCUGCUUUAAUUUUUGUUGUUAUAUAUCGCUAUACUAAUAUUUAUCACAUUACAAAAGCUACGAUACCAUUGAAAGACGGGGUGACUGGAGAACAUCACCGGAUCCCCCAUUACCUCCAGAAGGAUUUCGAGGAGAUGAUAGUGAAGAUGAUUUAGAUGGGGAUAUUUCCCCACCAGUGCCUCAAAAAGUUGAUAACCUCCUUGAAGGAUUGUACUCUAGCGUAAAUAAAACUUCGCUUGAAAGGAAUGUUUUAGAAACUGUUGUAAAAAAACAAUCGCCCAUUCAUACCACUGUUGAAGUGCAUGAAGUUGAAAAAAAAGCAACAGUCGAUUCAGAUAGCAUUACUUCUGUAACAGAAGAUAACAAUUCCUUUGAAGAAGCUCCAAUUGAAAAUCAGGAAGUAAAUACCUUAGGAAAUAGAUCCACGACCCCUUUCUCUUUCCAUAGUGAUAAGGUGAAAUACCUGGGCUUCUGAUCACAAUAGCUUGCUUCUAUUACAAAAGUUAAAUGAACUAAUCUGUAAUUGUAAAUGUAAUUACUAGAAGAUAUUUCACUGUCAUUUAUAGACAUAUUGAUUUAUACUCUUAUGAUUUGGUAUGCAUGGAGUUAGUUUAUGCUAUUUUUUUCAGCCUUCGAUAGGAUUUCUUCAAGGGUGAAUCAGCCUGAGCUUUCACGAAACUCACCAACCGCCACGAAAUCCCAAUGGCCUAGAUCUCGUGACGCUACUGAUGAUGUUCGACUUUCAUACGGCUCUAGAGGGUCUCGAGUAUCAAAAUCCUCAUUAAAUGUUACCAAAUCAUCUCUUAAGUCAACUAUGAGAUCGAUAGAAGAUCAAAUUAUCCCCUCCACUCGAGUAAGUUUCGAACAAGCUAGUGGGGCUCUUUCACCAGGGGAAGCUACUUUACCUUUAGGACAAACAGAUUUACUUUCAACUCUAUCAACUUCCCCAAAAAUUGCCCAACUGAGAGAAAAAACCGAAAGACUCGAAAGAGAAAUAGAAGAAUUAAGAGAAAGAGAUAGAUCAAGAGGACACGAGGAAAGUGGCCUUGACGACGAUGAACCAUCUCAAGUUCAGAGCACUCUUCAAUCCGUGACAAUUGAUAAGCAAGAUGAAUAUAUCAAGAACUUAAAAAAUGAAAUGAUAGCUAAAGACAGAGAAUGGAUGAACAUACUGGAAAGGGUGAAGAUACUCGAGAGAGGCAGAUCAGAACCCCAGCAGCAAACACCAAGAACGUCUAGAAAUAUGAUAAAAGGGCUUCAAGACCAAGUUGACAAAUUAACGAAAGAAUUAUCCGAUUAUCAACUUCACUACAAGCCCCCUCCGAGAUCUCAAGAAUUAUUUCCUGAUGGCAGGAGUGUUCCUUCCUGGUGGAUUGAUCCCAGAUAUCUAUCUCCUCUUUUCCUCGAAUAUGACGAGAGAUUAAAAGAGUUCUCCAGAUACAAAGAAGGAUUUUUUAAAUUGAAAGAAGAACUUCAAAUAAUAAUUGAGGAGAACAAUAGAUUACAUAUACGCUUGGAACAAGAAGCAGGAGGUGAACCAAUAACGAUGAGCGAAUGGAAGAAAAUGCAAGAGCACUGUAAACUUGUCAUAGAAGAAAAUCAGCUUCUCUUGGAACAAUUAGAUGUUCAACAAGGAAAAGAACGGGACAUAAUUGCUGCUCAUUCUUAUGAAAUUAAUAAAAUAACAAAGCAAUUCACGGAAUCUAAAGCAGUGAAAGAAGCUCUUCAGAUUGAAGUAAAAGAAUUAAGAGACAAGUGCGUUACAUUAAAAAAAUCACUAGAUGAUGCCCUUAUAGAUGCCCAAUGUAAUGUACCACAUGACGAACAUUCCAAAGCCAUUGCAGAAUUUAAACAAAAGAGAUCUGAGGAAUUGGAUAAAUGGGAAUCAGAAAAAAAUAUUUUAAGAGAUAAACUUUCAGAAGCUGUAACUGAGAAAACAACGGCGGUUGUAAAAGCUGAAGAUUUGGAAUUUGUUAAUAAACAACUAAGAAAUGAAAUAAAACAAUUAUCCAAACAUUUACGUAAAUCUCGUAGAAAGGUUGAGCUGAUGCAACACAUUCUAAAACAAGCGGAUCUUAAGGGUCAAUCUAUUGAACAAUAUUUGCAAGCCGUUGUGAAAGCGGCUGAAAGAGCGGCAUUUGAGAGAGAUAGUCUGAAAAAAACUGUACAUCAUAAGGAAAAAGAAAGACAAAAAAUACUUAAGGAAAACUUCUUAAUAGAAAAGCAAAAAUUAGUAAAUAAAGAAAAGUUAAAAUCAGUUAAGCUGAAAGCUGAAGAAAAGAUUGAAGAAGUCUGUGAGUCACUGAAGGAGAAGGAUAUAGAAAUGAAAAAAUUAUCUGAUCAGUACGAAAGAGAGAUGAGACAUCUUAGAUUGCUGAUAAGAGAUAAAGAGUCCGAAUUAGAACGCACACGAUGCGAAAAAGAGUCUCUAGAACAAGAUCUUGAACAAGUUUGGAAGAGUACAAUGGAAGAAAAUAGGAGAUUAAGAAUAGAAAGUAAAAAAAGUGAAUUAAGUCAAGCUGACAGAUCAGCCAAAACCAUAACCGAAAAAGAUGAAUCCAGUACUUAGGAUGUUUUAAAAACAUAGAAAGGCAACAAUCAUGUAAUAGAUAUAUUUGAUAUACCUGCAGCUUUAAGAGUGUUUGAUAAACUUUAACAUUAACAGAUCGAUCACAAUGUGUUUAUAAUUAUUAUUGAAAAAUUGGUAUUUUCAUUUAGCAGCUGAUUGAAAAAUGGAUGCAGUUUUAUUUUUUUCAAAAAUGAAUAUUAAUAAAAAUUAAAAUC
Messenger RNA from Dimorphilus gyrociliatus, 3762 nucleotides. NCBI's taxonomy places the organism in Eukaryota, Metazoa, Annelida, Polychaeta, Dinophilidae. The record is from the annotation of a GenBank genome assembly.